UGCCUCGCGCGAUGUUCUCGCGUGUUCUGGUCAUGAUGAGAGCUUCUUGUUUUCAUCAUUUCCCCGCUCGGCCGCUGCGCUCGGGGCCUCCAGCGGUUGGAGGAGGUGCGUAGGAGGAAAAUGGACUGCGCAUCUUCCGCUCGGCCCGUCCUAUCGACCGCUUGGAUGCUGCAGCGGGGACCGGUGGCGCCGUGCACGGCGGCGACGGCAGCGGCGCCUCUACGCUUUUACGCUCAUCUACCUCCUGCAACCAGCUGCGCUUUUACGCUUCACUAUCAGAUGUUUUUUUUUAACUAAAUGUCGCAGCGCGUAGGAUUUGGAGCAGCAUGCACGGAUCCGAAUACUCAUUCUUGACGCUUCUGAAUCAGAUUUGUUAAAAUUUUGGCCGUUCACAUCACAUUAAAGACGCAGCCAUGGACAGCAAGAGCAGCUUGUCUCGGCAGAUCGAGAGCGUGGAGAGGAGCGUGCUGUUCCUCAGGCAGGAGCACCUUACCAUGCUCCACGGCCUCCACCUGGAGAUCCUCUCCCUCCAGAAACGCUGCUCAGAGUUGACAAGUGAUUUGAAUGUGAAGCCUGCAGGUAGAAGCCAAAUAGAGCUACAGGAGGAAGAAGAGUUUCUGGAGGCCCGCUGUGAGGAGGUUGAGAGCCGUCUGGCUGAGCAGGAGUACACUAUAGCAGAGCUGCGCAAAGAGCUGAGCCACAAGGGGUCGCUGGUGGGAGCCCUCAGAGCCAACCUUAAAGAAAAGGAGCGCCAUUUCCUGGAGGAGUUGAAACGCCGUAGCCACUGUUCCACCACUCUCAACACCGAGCUGCAGAAACAAACAGAAGCAGCAGCAUACCUCUCCUUCCAGCUACACGCUACCAGGCAGAAACUGCACCAGCAGCGGAUGCAGCAAAGGCAUGGACUCCUAGCCAGAGCCAGCAGCCAGGGGACCCAGUAUGGUGCCGAGCAGAACUCCAUUUCUCCACAGAUGCCGUCAGUAUCCUCCUCAUCUCCCCCUGUGGUCAAGCCCAAGCGUAAGAGUGGGAGGUAUUCCUCGGGACAUGUGAGAGGAGAGCGUUCACGGGAAUGUGUGCCCAUAGAGAAAGUGACUGGCCCUGCAGAGCCCACAGCCAUGCCGGACCCUGCACUUUUCCUGCACCCGCAAAGGCACAGAGCACGCACCAGGCAUGCUAUGGCACAAAGACUGCCUCCACUGGGCCUGGAAAAGAAGGAUGAGGACGGAGGUGUGGAAGAACCAGUGGAAACCCAUGAUGAAGCUGUCAGACUUGUGACUACAGCCACACCGCCCCCUGCUGCUGAGGCAAAGGCAGAGUAGCAAAGGAGGUUUGGACACUAGGAUUUAUUCUCUGACUGUUAAUUCUCUUAACCGUUGUUCUGCACCUUCACUGAGUUGAUACUGAGACUGCUUUUAUCUAUUUAGUACGUAUAUUACAAUUAGAAUUGAUACUUUUCUAACACAGACUUUGAUAUAACCCUCAUUUUCCAAGCAAAACUCUGUUGUGAAUCUUUAUAAAAAGUAGAUACCCUAUGUGUUUACAUAUGUGUCACAUGCUCUGUAUACUAUUGGGCCUUAUUUAAGAGUGACUGUGAGUUUCCCUUUAGUACCAGCUGUUCUUAGGUAAAGGUUAAUUAGCCGAACAGCUGUCUAACCUCGAGGUUGUCAGGGUCUGGGGUCAAUCAUUUCUCUGGCUUCAGGUGAAAAAGUGCAGGGUGCCUCAAUAAGAGUCCUCCAUAUUAAAAGUGACUGGUAAAAGCAGUGACAAAUCACAACUUCACAACUUUUCUUCUUAUCAGAAUAUAAAUUAUGUAUUCAUUGUUGUUUUAUAUGGGAAAUACAUAUUUCUGUUUGGCUACUGAGGAAAUUACAGAGCUUACAGGAAAUCUCAAGGAUAUUGUAGCUCCAACCUCCAUUUACAAGCAUGUUGGUCAAUGGUCCCUAUCUUGACAAUCUGUGGCACAUAGUCUAAAGUGCAUAAUGCAAGAGCAGCAUGUUCAGCUCCACUUUACUAUUUGCACAGUGCGCAAAGUAGGGUGCAGGGUUCAAAAAAGUUUGUAUUUAGUCACUUAAUUAGUCAUGGGUGUGUUUGGGCACAAACCAGUGUGUCACCUGUCCUUCACUUUAAGAGAAAGGUGCACCAGCGACUGGCACAUUGCUAUUUAGAUAGUGAGCUCAGAAGUGAGAGGUUUUCUGGCCAGGAACAG
This is a messenger RNA of Thalassophryne amazonica, 2206 nucleotides long. Its product is annotated as coiled-coil domain-containing protein 92. The coding region runs from base 414 to 1319 and encodes 301 amino acids. The record is from RefSeq and is a predicted model, not a curated record. The transcript is spliced from 4 exons. NCBI's taxonomy places the organism in Eukaryota, Metazoa, Chordata, Actinopteri, Batrachoidiformes, Batrachoididae.